GCGUCAUUGUGGAGAACACGCUGAACAUCGCAUCAUCUGACCAGGAUCUCCAGGACCGGCGAUUUCAGCGUCAACUCCUCCAAGAGCUGGAGUUCCUGAAGGAGGUUUUUGAGUCCGCGGACUCGGACGGCAGCGGAACCCUCGACCGUGAGGAGUUCGUCGAAAUAUGCCAAAGACCAGAGGUCAAGAAUGCGCUGCUCCGCAUGGAGGUCCCGGCGGAGCAGCCAGAGGAGCUUUUCGACAUCCUCGACGAGGAAGGGGUCGGCCAAAUCAGCUUCCUCACCUUCCACGAGAGUGUGAAGUCCAUGGCCGGCAAAACCUCCGCUAUCAUCCCAGGAGCAUGA
This is a messenger RNA of Symbiodinium sp. CCMP2592, 344 nucleotides long. The record is from the annotation of a GenBank genome assembly. NCBI's taxonomy places the organism in Eukaryota, Dinophyceae, Suessiales, Symbiodiniaceae.